This is a messenger RNA of Coniosporium apollinis CBS 100218, 591 nucleotides long. Its product is annotated as shikimate kinase. The coding region runs from base 1 to 591 and encodes 196 amino acids. NCBI's taxonomy places the organism in Eukaryota, Fungi, Ascomycota, Dothideomycetes. Gene Ontology annotation, cellular component: cytoplasm. The transcript is spliced from 2 exons. The record is from RefSeq and is a predicted model, not a curated record. Gene Ontology annotation, molecular function: gluconokinase activity.
AUGGCACCAGUUAACGCAACCGUCACACCUCCGCAUCACCGUCACAUCUGGAUCCUCACUGGUCCGGCAGGCUGUGGCAAGAGCACGGUUGGGAGAUAUCUUGCAGCACAAUUGGCUUUUCCGUACAUCGAGGGCGAUGAGUUACACACCGCAGAGAACAUCCAAAAGAUGGCCGCCGACAUACCCCUUACAGACGCGGAUCGAUGGGAUUGGCUCAUCUCCCUGAGGCAGCAGGCUGUGGCAGCUUUCGCUACCGGCACGACUGGAGUGAUCCUGACGUGCAGCGCACUGAAGCGGAAAUAUCGCGACGUCAUCCGAAUCGCAUCGUACAAUGACAGCCACGUCCUUGUUCACUUCGUAUAUCUACACGCAACAGAAGACCUCGCGGUGAGCCGGGUACGGGUUCGGCAAGGGCACUACAUGAAAGAGAGCAUGGUCAGGAGCCAGUUCCAGGCGCUAGAAGAGCCAACAGAAGAUGAGACGGAUGUCUUGGCCAUCGAUGUCGACCGCACCACGGCGGAGGUACAGACUUUGGCCAUUCAGCUGGUGAAGGAGAUCAUGGCUGAAGGCACCGCCGAGCAGUUAUCGUAA